AUGAAUUCGUUCGUUAAGACACAGUCGAAUGCACGAAAGAAGAAGUGUGUGCACUUCGAUGAACUCGGGACGGAACAAACACCGCGGUUCCCCGGCUCACCGGACGGCCUGGUGACGGAGAGCCGUGCUGACCGACCUCGAUCACCCCCGGCGUUGGGUUUAGAACCAACGGUGGGAUUAGAACCAACGGUGGGAUUAGAACCACCGUUGGGUUUGGAACCAGCGUUGGGUUUGGAGUCGGAGGAAACGAGUCUGGUCACAGAAGAUGUGUCCUGGUAUGGCCAGCUGGGCUCCAGUGGGCAGCCGGCGUUGCACUGGAGCCUGCCGUUCGAACCACUGCCGGAGCUACGAGAAAGUUUCCUGGAUAGCGAAAUCCACGAGUACAUGCCCAGCAGCCUAUCGGAACACAGCUCCGCAGGUUACCCCGACCGGGGCGGUCGUAGGCGCGACGACUGCCGACCCGUCCGGCUCCUGAGCGAGUCUGAGAUAUCUGCCAGCCCCGAUGCCGGUGUGCAGCUUUCCAGGUCGCCUCGAGAUGGUCUAGCCGGAGAACCUGGAACGACGGGAGAGCGUGGAACGACUGGAGAUCGUGGAACGACUGGAGAUCAUGGGACGACUGGAGAUCGUGGGACGACUGGAGAUCGUGGGACGACUGGAGAUCGUGGCACGACUGGAGAUUGUGGCACGACUGGAGAUCGUGGCACGAGUGGAGAUCGUGGCACGAGUGGAGAUGCUGGGACCGCGGGGUCUCCACUGGAGACCCCUCCACUGGAGGGCGAGGAGAGGCGCCAUGGCGGGGAGACAUGUCAGGGCGAGGAGAAGACGGCUUCGGAGCAAGCACUUUGCAAUGGAGACACUGCUGCGGAGAGACGGGGGCUGGUCGACGGUCGGUGCCUGCACACUUUCCGACCGGUGGUCUGUGAGACGCCUCCACGUGCUCCGCGUGUGAGCAAAUUAGAUUUCUCUUUCCUGGAGCCGCCUUCACCGAUUCCGGUGCGUUCCGUGAUGCUUACGAAUAAGCACCGAGCGCGUCUUUCCAACAACGGCGGCGGAAUUCGUGACCGCGAAAGCGCGGUAGAAGAUGAGGGGGUGGAAGAUGAGACUGGGACUGCGGAAGCUAGAGCUGGGGAAGUUAAGGUGGUGGGAGAUCCGAUCGCGGCGCUCUCAGGCGGUUCGGCAGGGAUCAUUGACCUUGCAGGGAUCAUUGACCCUGCAGGGAUUAGUGGCCAUCCUGCAGGGAUUGGUAGUCAGCGUACAGGAGACUAUGGUUAUGCUAGUUUCGUCGGCAGGGCGACUGCGUAUGACCAAGGGCUGGAGGAUUUUCUGUCCGUGAUUGGACAGCGAGCAGUCUGGCAGGAGAUGGUACAGGUGUCUCUGCUGUUGUCGCAACAGCCUGCCCGGACGGUAGAUCAGCUGGUUCAGUCGGGUCAGACGUGGGACGUCGACUUGAACAAGGCCUGUGGCGUGGAGAUGAAGGACGAAUCCGUGCUGCUGGAGGUAGUGGGCAACCUGCCUUAUUUGACCGCUCGAGAAAUUAAUGAACGCCGAUGCCAGAGAUAUAAUGACAAACUGAAAACAUGUUUGAAUAGAUUUUCAUUUGACAAAUUAAGUUAUAAAGUUGAUUUGUGGACUCUGAAUUCAAUCGACCGGAAUGUCGCUGACGGACAAAUAAACAAGUUUAUCCAAGCGAGAAAGCGCAUUGCGGCCUAUGCAGCGGAGCGCCAAUGGCAGCAAGAAUUCCUCGCUCAGCUUUCCAAGGAUAUUGUCAAGAUGACUCUCGUCCACGUCAAAAACGUCAAGACUACCUUGGAACAGUCAUUGGCUGAGCUGAAAAGUAGACAGGACGAGUUGGAGGAGAUAAAAAAAAUUAUUGACCAUGAUAAAGCGCGAAAGCACACACGUGCGGAGAUUGUCGAACGCUGGAAACAAUCAUUAAUCUACUACACCGAUAUCAAGGGAGAGACUUUGCGGCGAGAGCAGUUGAUUAAGGAGCGCAUAGGAACAUGGCAUGAAGAGAACAGGAAAUUAUUGGCGGACCUAGAGCUCGAAAAACAAAAGAAGGACCAGGAGAUCGCGCGAAAAGAAAGGUUAAAAAACAUUGUCUACGCUCUGAAUGUAUAUCGUGAACGGUGUCUGCUGGUUGAUGAAUGGGCGCCCGGUAAGUUAUCGGUUGACGCACAGCAAGGCAAAGUGACAUUGAGUUUUCAAACUUUAAGUUCACUGGCUUUUACGAACCCGGUUUUUCUGGUGGAUUCUGUGCUGUGGUUGAACGGCCAAGAGAACAAUGCGCAGACGGCGGUAUUGCGAAGGAAGGUUCUUGAGGGUAAAAGGCAUCAGGCGCCGUUGGACGCGGUGCUGGCGCUAUUGCCGCCUUGGAGCCUGGAGUUGCACCUGCAGCCGCAACAGGCCCCGCAGGUGACUGCUCUGCGGGUGGGUGAUCAUGACCUGCUGUGGUGUGCGCUCCCUGCCAUGCUCACGACGCUGGGUUCGGGUACAGAAAUCGCCACCACACCUAAUGACGCCGGAGAGAAACCGACACUCGUUCCGUUCGUCGGCAGCCGCCAGGAGGAGUUGUCGACGCUGAUGAUCGCUGAGUUGUGUACAUUGAUGGUGGCGCUGCUCAUCUGUCUGGGUGCUGCUUGCCGCCAGAUGUUGGUUAAAGCUGCCGCCCAACUCCAACUAGGCGCCGGCGUCGACGAUGUGGGCGGCGUUGGCUGGGCACUGGUAAACAACGUACAAAGACUUGCUCUCGAACUCGUUGGUAUCUGGUGGGAACACAGCGCCCAUCGCAGCUGCACAGGCACUGUAGCCAUCGCGCCACCCACCGUACCCGACUCUACCAAAUUACGGUUCUGCUUUUGGCAAGACGCCGAUGACAAACCACCCAAAUUACUACUCAGACUACCCCUCGCCACACGCACUCGGCUGCUUGUCCUUACCCUCCGUUUCGACGUCUGUGCAGCAAUACAAGCUGGCACACUCGCCAGCGGCUUCGAAGCCAUGGACAAUCUACCAGACGAGGAACUCGCUCUUUUCAAAAUCGAACUCAGACAUCAUAGAUCCGACCAUCUACUCAACUCGCAACUCACCGUAACCAUCCCCAGCUACGCUCUCCCCCCCCCUCCCGAUCUGACGCCCCCCCUCCCGAUCUGA
Messenger RNA from Gregarina niphandrodes, 3153 nucleotides. RefSeq names its product collagen triple helix protein. The coding region runs from base 1 to 3153 and encodes 1050 amino acids. The record is from RefSeq and is a predicted model, not a curated record. The transcript has a single exon. Lineage: Eukaryota; Apicomplexa; Conoidasida; Eugregarinorida; Gregarinidae.